Molecule: messenger RNA, 348 nt
Organism: Fusarium subglutinans
Lineage: Eukaryota; Fungi; Ascomycota; Sordariomycetes; Hypocreales; Nectriaceae
Exons: 1
Coding region: 1-348 (115 amino acids)
Source: RefSeq, a predicted model, not a curated record
AUGAAACCCCCCGAAACAUCACAAUGUUACAUCUCCCUAGAAGAACUGUUAGACGAAGCCGAUCGGGACGACUUACACUUCGACAUAGUCAACAAAUUCAAUCGAGCUCUGAAUACUAGAGACCGCACCCCAGAUCAAUCUGAUGAUGAAGUUGAUGAUGAAGCUGAUGAUGAAGCUGAUGAUGAAGCUGAUGAUGAAGCUGAUGAUGAAGUUGAUGAAGCUGACGACCAAAAAGGAGCAGAAUCUAGUAGAAGUAGGCCUGGAACUGGACCAGACCAAUCUACGGAGGGUCAACAGCUUGACGCCGAGGGACAGAAGCUCGCUGAUGAACUGGACGAGCUAUGGUAG